Syngnathoides biaculeatus (alligator pipefish) is the source of this 1266-nucleotide messenger RNA. It is a transcript of the gene tspan36, whose product is annotated as tetraspanin 36. The transcript has 7 exons. Gene Ontology annotation, biological process: protein localization to plasma membrane; regulation of vascular endothelial growth factor signaling pathway; protein maturation. The record is from RefSeq and is a predicted model, not a curated record. NCBI's taxonomy places the organism in Eukaryota, Metazoa, Chordata, Actinopteri, Syngnathiformes, Syngnathidae. The coding region runs from base 140 to 871 and encodes 243 amino acids. Gene Ontology annotation, cellular component: membrane.
CCUCGGCUCCCUCGUGACCGGACUGAGGAGGGUCACAAAAAAAAAAAAGGAAACGAUAGUAAAAGAGGGGCGACGCCGAGACCUGACGCCCGGCCGACUUCACCCACCUCUUGAGUCUCCUCAGCGCCGCUUCGACGACAUGGACUGCGGCAUCAUCACCUCCAAGACGGUCCUCCUCUUCCUCAGCUUGGUUUUCUGGGGUGCAGGUGCUGGCCUGGCUUACGUUGGCGCUCAAUUGUUUCGCAGCUAUGGCAACUUCGAGAACUUCAUCGAGGACAAGUAUAUGCUCAUCCCGGCCGUGGUCAUCAUCGGCAUCAGCGUGGUCAUGUUCAUCUUUGGCCUGCUGGGAUGCUGCGCCACCAUGCGAGAGUCCAAAGUGGGGCUGAGCUUUUUCUUUCUGAUCAUCAUGGUGAUGUUUGUAGCUGAGGUGGCAGUUUUGGUGCUGGGUUUCAUCUACCAAGGCAAAAUAGACGGAGGUCUGGAGCACUCCAUGAAUGACGUCUUCAUGAAGUAUGACGAUGAGCAGACCAAGGCUGUGGACUACCUGCAGACUCGGUUGCAGUGCUGUGGCGUGUGGAACUACACCAGCUGGUACAACACGACCUGGUAUCAGAGCCACAACACCACCGUCCCAGAGUCCUGCUGUAAAAAUGGCAGCACGCAGUGCACCGGCAGGUUGGACCAGUUAGACCUGCUCAACUUAGAGGGUUGUGAAGGCAAGGUGGAGGGCCUGCUCCACGACGUGCUCAAAUACGCCAUCCUGGUCAUUCUGGGCUUCGCCAUCAUCAAGUUCUUCGGGAUGCUGAGCGUGUGCGUGGUGGCCUGUAAAAGCGGCGGCCGGAGGAGCGGCUACCAGCCUCUUUACGCCUGACCAAAAAAAUUGCCACUUCAGCACCUCAUUUCUGACUCAUUUUGGUACGUCAGCGAGUGUUUCGAGCAUGAAUGUCGCCGUAUCGCAUUUGGCUCAAAUUCACAACAGUUUUUCCGUCUCUUUUUUUUCCCAUUCGUACCACAUUUUUUCAACACAUUGUAUUUUUUUUUUAAAAUCACUGCAUAUGAAUUCAAGUUGUUUCCGAUUUUUCCUUAGAAUGCGCCCUCAUGGGUUUAAGGCCUUAUGCCGAGUUGCGAUAUUUAUAGCUGAUUUGAUUACUCUAACAUUUGCUUUGUUUUAAUGAGGAUGUCAUUUUUUUUUUAGGUCUCAGUGUAGUUACAGCUCCACACGGUUGUAUUGUCUUUCUAAAAUAAAGUAUUUCAUAUAAAAACGCA